Messenger RNA from Vigna unguiculata (cowpea), 1867 nucleotides. RefSeq lists its product as uncharacterized. The record is from RefSeq and is a predicted model, not a curated record. Gene Ontology annotation, biological process: positive regulation of transcription by RNA polymerase II. NCBI's taxonomy places the organism in Eukaryota, Viridiplantae, Streptophyta, Magnoliopsida, Fabales, Fabaceae. Gene Ontology annotation, cellular component: mediator complex; transcription regulator complex.
CCACUGUUAUAUAAACAAUCAAACACUGCUCCAUCUUCUUCAUUCCAUCUUCUGCAUUUUCUGCAUCUUCUUCAACUUCUGCAUUUGAGUUCUUGAUUCCAUGGCAAAUAACAAAUGGUUAAACAUAGUAGUUGAUGGAAACUCAGCCUUGGCUCCUUACUGGCCCAACAUUUUCUCAGACUGUCUUCAAAAGAUAGUCAGGACCUUCUUUGAAGACUCGAGAAACGAGGGAGCUAAUGCACAGGUAGGUCUGGUAAUGUAUAAUGCCAAUAACAAUCCAGGGUUGGACAUUCAAUAUAUCCCUUGGACAAAAGAGGUGGAUAAUUUUUUAGGUGUGUUAUCAUCAUUGCUUUUCAAUGGAAACAAUGAAAACCAACACACCAUGGUGAAAGGUCUUGCAGAAGCUCUACUGAUGUUUCCAAGGCCUUCUAAUUUCAUGACAACAGAAGAAUACUACAAUGAGACAAGACAUUGUAUUGUUGUAGCAGCAAGAGAUCCCAUUCCUCAGAAAAUGCUGGUCUCUGUGCCAGAGCUUAAUCAUGGAAAAACUGUUGGCACACAAAUAUAUACCGUAAAUGCUGAUUUCUACGAUGUUGCAGAAUUGUUUGGCCCAUUCGCAGCAUCUCUUUCAAUCAUAUCCCCAGUUCAACAUCCAUGUUUUGAAGUGAUAUUCAAUAUGGGGAACAAUGGUUCUCCACUGGAAACCGCUCCUAUUUCUAAUUUUAGAAUCGGUGAGUUUAAUGUUAUAUUGUCCAGGAAUUUUAAGGAGGCACAUGUUGCCCUUCGUGGGAAAGAAACAAUGGAUCCACCCACAAAUGAUGUUAUGGUUCCUAUACAUUAUGCUAGCGACAAUCAAGAAGACCUAUUCACAAUAGCUAAGAUGAUGAUGAGUGGAGGGAGAAAUACUACAAACCCAGUGUCCGCUGUCUCAAAUGUCUCAACCAGUGCAACUCCAGCAAUGGCUGUUUCCAAUGCAGCAACCUCCAUUACUGGAGAAGGGUGUUCAGAAGGAUUAGUUGAAGGAGUUUCAGGUAUGGCUGAUCCAAUGGGUUUUCCACCAACGCACAACUCCACACCCUCUGGUUCCAGUGAAAACUCAUUCAAUAUUCUAACCUACUUAUCACCACAAACGCUUCCUAAUCUUGCUAAUAUUACUACCACUGGUAGUAGCAGCAAUGGUUUGUCACGUAUUCCAUACUUAGCAGCUGGGUUUGAUCGAUACGGUAGACCUACUUAUGAACCAAAUGGGGUUCCUCCACCACCCGUAACACCCCAGUUUAAUCCCUUUGAUUUUUGGCCUCCACAACCAUCUUCAAUCUCUCUGAAUCUCGUGCAAGCAUGGCAGGGAACUUUGAUUGCAAAAACACACAGGAGUCGCAAAAACCUUCAGAGAGGAAAGGCUCACAGAAGAGUAACAUCACCCUCCACGCUUACGAAUGAGUGGUCCAGUAGGCUAGAAGUAGCCUUCUAUUUACCACAGAGAGCUGUGAACUAUACGAUAACGAUUUUUCGUGGACCCAUUGAUUAUGUUUUCUUCUACAUGUUGCAUUUCAACAAUCUGGACUUGUAUGAACAUUUGAUGAAGAAAAGCCUGUGUGCGAAAGUUAAUCUCCCAUCUCAGACUUUGAUCAUAUCUCCAACGAAAAACAGACACUUCUACGUAGGAACAGUGUUCCCUGCGGAUACUACGUUUGUUCAAAUGAACUAAGUAUGCAAAAAGGAAGAGAAGUUUGAAACUGAAGUUUAAAGGUGUGUUAGGGAUUUAAAAGAGCAUUGAAAGGAGAGAUUGUGUGCACCCCUUGUGCAUCAAUAAUGAUAGCAAUACUUCAAUGUAUUCUACUCUUUAAAUAUAGAAACUAUUUAAUUA